AUGUCAGACAAUACUAAAAUUAAGGAAAGACUUAGAUUUUCUUCUUUUUUUAGUUGUAUUGUUAGUUCAACACUUUCAACAGAAUCAACUAAAAUUUCUCUUUUAAAAUUCCCACUGUAUGUUAUUGCAAUAAUUGCAAAUCAAGAAAAAGAAAUAGCAACAAGUAUUUUUGAACUUCAUAGAAAAUUACUUGAUAUAGCAGCUCAACUUCAACUUAAAAUUCUGAGAUUUGGUGCUGAUAGUACCUCAGCAGAGUUUAAUGCUCAAAACCAACUUAUGCAUAUAGAAAUAUCAGAAAGAUUAGUUUUUAAAGAUACACUUUAUG
Scutellospora calospora is the source of this 325-nucleotide messenger RNA. NCBI's taxonomy places the organism in Eukaryota, Fungi, Glomeromycota, Glomeromycetes, Diversisporales, Gigasporaceae. The record is from the annotation of a GenBank genome assembly.